CGUGCGAAAUAGUGCGACAAAUUUUUAUCACAGACCAGCACAGCACCGUCGUGACCGUCUCCUGAGUAGGUUAGCUAGUUGGUGUUGCAAGUUGUUCAUUCAUGACGCACAAUAGGUCACUUCAUAAUAUUUGUACAGCUUUUGCGUGCUGUCGACCCCGCUAACUUACACGCGCUCAGCGUGCGAGCUCACAGAGGACACUCAUGGCGUACACACAGCUAUUAAAAGCCCUGCUGCACCGGACUUUACAACACACCGCGACGAAAUGUAAACUCACGCAUGUCAGAUUGCUCAUCCUGACGCACAGGACCGCGUCCACGGUCUCGCGACUGACCUUCCGCAGGAGAGUCGAGGCUCCUUCGUCCGUCCUGCCAGUGCUGAGCGGCUUCAUUCAAGCGCAGACGCGUAGGGGCGUUCAAAGCAGCCCCGAAGAGAGAGACAGGUCGGUCUCCAGGUAUCAGAGUGGGAGCCCGACGCCUUCAGCUGGACAAAAAGUGAAAGAAGCUGGCAGAGACUUCACCUACUUGAUAGUUGUACUCAUUGGACUUGGGGUGACAGGUGGGCUGUUAUAUGUGGUGUUCCAAGAGCUGUUUUCCUCCUCAAGUCCAAAUAAAAUCUAUGGGAAAGCCUUCAACAAGGUCAGGUUGGACCCAGAGGUGAUUGGUGCAUUUGGGGAGCCAAUCAAGUGUUAUGGGGAGACUACCCGCCGAGGAAGGAGGCAGCAAGUCAGUCAUCUGGAGUACCUGAAGGAUGGACUGAAGUUUAUGAGACUUAAGUUUUACAUUGAGGGUUCGGAGCCAGGCCUUAAAGGAACCGUACACUCUGAGUCCAAAGAGAAUGCCGAAACUGGAAAAUAUGAGUUUCGUUACAUAUUUGUGGAAGUAGAUACCUACCCAAGACGAAACAUCAUCGUGGAAGAUAACCGAUGAGCAAGAUAGAUAACUCUAAGUGUCUCUUCACGAGAGAAGCACUGCGAAAAUGUGAAUUAUUUUGUGUUAUUGGACAAAUAGCUCAAGAUUUACUGUGAAUGUAACUUUAAUUUACUAUUAAAAACUUGUAUUAAACAUCAACAAUGUUGGCUUACUUUAACUUUGCAACAACAAUAAAGCAUUUGGCAUAGAGCUUUUCUUACACAUGUGCUACAAAUCAUGUUUUGACCAAAAGAGAAGAUCACCUUACUUUUGUAAUCGACUGCAAUCAAAAAUGCUCUUAAAUUGUAAUAAAAAUGUUGUCUGUUA
Molecule: messenger RNA, 1238 nt
Organism: Pseudoliparis swirei
Lineage: Eukaryota; Metazoa; Chordata; Actinopteri; Perciformes; Liparidae
Gene: timm21
Product: translocase of inner mitochondrial membrane 21
Exons: 6
Coding region: 204-929 (241 amino acids)
Biological process (GO): protein import into mitochondrial matrix
Cellular component (GO): TIM23 mitochondrial import inner membrane translocase complex
Source: RefSeq, a predicted model, not a curated record